AUGUCGUCCGACACUGACUCGAUUUGGGAUGGAGAUUCCAGAUUGGAUACCGCAGGUUCUAACGCAGGUCCUGAAAACAUGGGGUCGCAUGAUUGUGAAAUUAAAUUUAUAGACCAGUUGGACGAUCCAGAGGGUUGGGAGAUUGGUGUUGGCCUUGGAGAGGAGCUGGGGUCAUUGUGGAGGGGCAGUGUCGGGCAUCGCGAGUCCUUCGAAGUUGCAGCACGCGACGGGGUUGAUCUUAGUAAUCCUUACCCUGUGGAUCUACUGUCCGACACCCCUAUUGAGGAUGACCCCACUUCUUUCGGUCUUAUAAUAGCGCAGACUGGAAGUACAUUGCCUUAUGCGGACACCCACGCCACUCCCCACUACCCUUAUCGGAAUCAAAAACCGGACGCUAAGUCUCACAACCUUGGUAAACUUGCCAACUGGUUCAAUAUUGGAGCAAUCAACUCGACCGAUACACAGUCACCAAACUUCAAUCCCACACCUUUUGUCAUGUCUUCCAGGCCCCAUACCAAACGGGGUUUGCUUGACCCUUUGAUAUCCUCAGUCUCAAAGCGUCCGCGAUCGCGUGCUACAACCCCAGAGCCCGCUUCAGGUACCAACAAUGCGACUCAAGCCUCAAAUGUCUCAGACGAAGCACGUCAAAUGCAACCCACGACUACUAACCCUUGCGAGAUGUCGGCCACACCUCCGCCUGCGGGCACGGAUAGCACAAUCAGAGCUCUGAGUCUACCCCCUCAUGAUGAACCUGCAUCUGCAGGGGAGCAUAGAGCGACAACGACUGACCAGAAUCCAACGGGCGAACCGCUGCUCAAGCGCGUUGGCACGGCGCUUAAGGCCUUUCGUCACGGUGCGGGUGCGUUCCCACCGCUCCAGGCCACUAUCGACGAUGUGAUAUCCUGCUUCGAGACACUCAAGAUAGAGCCAGAGUAUCAGCGAGAGUACGACGCACUCCUACUCGAGCUUGAGUCGCUGAGUGAGACUCUCGUCCAUCACCUACAAAAACCGAGCUCUGCGCAUAUAUCGAUUGAGAAGCAAACCGAUGUGAUCAAGAAGAGACGUGAUCAGCCCCCGGAACGCAAGCUGGCAAAAGCCGCACAAGAUCAGCAUGAGGUCCUGAGUGCGUAUCGGGGAAUCGAGAGAGCGUUUCGACAACUGCAAACCGACGCAGGGUUGAGUGUGUGGAGCAUCGUGGAAAAACAGGCUGCAGAUAGCCUGCUUGAGAAGCUGGCCCCAUCUAGACUAGCCGCCCAUAACUCUACUCUUGCAACAGACGUCAAUCGCCGAUCCUGCACCAAACAGACACGCACUCAGAUCUUGCUCGAGCUCGACCAAUGGUCAGCCGACCGUAAGACACCGAACAUAUACUGGAUGAGCGGCAUGGCCGGUACCGGCAAGACUACCAUCGCAUAUACCUUUGCCGAGUCACUCAAGGCACGUGGACUACUUGGGGCGAGCUUCUUCUGCACACGAGCGUCGAGUGAAUGUCAGGACGUGGGACGAAUCGUACCGACGAUCGCAUAUCAGCUUGCGCGCUACUCGAUGAGCUUCCAGUCGGCAGUCGUAAAGGCACUGGAGAAUGAUCCUGACAUCGGGACCCGGGCUAUAGUGGAGCAAUGCGAACGGCUGAUCAAAGAGCCCCUAAGUCGAGUGAAGGAUGAUAUACCGGAUGGACUUGUGGUGGUGAUUGACGCACUAGACGAAUGCAGCAGCGCAAACGGAGUGAGGAAAAUCCUGGACGUACUCUUCAGAACUGCUCCCGACUUUCCCCUGAAGUUCUUCGUGACGAGCCGACCGGAGCCAGACAUCCGCCACCGGAUAGAGGCCCAGCCCGACCGCGCCCGCUCGAUCUGCACACUACAUGAUAUCGAGGCGUCGCUUGUGCAAGCGGACAUCGAGCUAUACCUUCGGGACGAACUUGCGGACACCACUGUCUCCGAAACCGAUAUGAUGCGUCUUGCAAACCUGUCUGGCAAGCUGUUCAUAUAUGCGGCCACGUCGAUUCGGUAUAUUCGGAGAAAAGGAACGACAGUGGACCAUGACCGACUUGAAUCUAUUCUGAGAUCAUCUUCCAAAUCGGUCUCACGACACGUCGGCAUCGACCAGCUGUAUACUACGAUUCUGGAUGCUGCGACUGCGGAGUUUGAGGAAGAGCCAGAGGAGCAAGACCAGAUGUGUCGAAUGCUAUGGACUGCAGUAUGCACUCGAGAACCGGUCAACGUCGAUACACUGGCAGCACUGACCGGGAUCAAACCAUCAAAGGCCAACAUACUGCUGCAGUCCCUGUACUCGGUACUACACGUGUCGCAAACAACUAACAUGAUCACGACAUUGCAUGCAUCGUUCCCGGACUUCAUGUUCGAUGAAGCACGGUCGAAAAGGUUCUACUGCGACGAAGCGAAGCAUAGUCAGCUGCUUGCCCAAGAGUGCUUCAAGGUGAUGGAAGCGCAGCUGCGAUUCAACAUAUGUAAUCUGGAAAGCUCGUUUGUAGCCGAUAGCCAAGUGGAAGAUUUAGAAAAUCGAAUAGCAAGGUCAAUCUCGCCAACGCUGUCGUAUGUUGCGCACUACUGGGGAGGGCAUGUGGUCAAGAGCAAGCCUUGCAAGGCAGUUCAGAAAGGGCUGGAAGGCUUCCUAUCGCAUCGGCUGCUGUUCUGGAUGGAGGUACUGAGCCUGAAGCGUACGCUUGACAAGGGAAUUAGCAUGCUGUCGGCGCUUAAGGCAUGGCUGACGGGCAAAAGUGCAUUGCCAGAUGUAAUCAGCUCACUGAAUGACUCGUGGAUCUUUGUAUCGAAGUAUGCGGCCGGAUCGGUUUCGCAGUCAACACCGCAUAUAUACAUCUCGGCACUGCCAUUUUGCCAUCACUCAAACUCAGUACGCAAGCAAUACUGGGGUCGUACUCGAGGGCUGCUUCAUCUGCAAGGCUCUGUGAUAGAUAAAAGUCAAACGGCGCUACUUGCAACAUGGUCGCAAUGGAUGUCGCCUAACUCGCUAGCAUUCUCCCCUGGCGGAUCUCGACUUGCAGUUGGAUUUGAUGAUGGCACAGUUCAUGUACUGUAUGACCAUAACGGAGACGUUGCUCUGGGACCCCUCGAGGGGCACACCGGACAGGUCAGUUGUGUGGCAUUUUCUCCCGACGGAUCGCUGCUUGUCUCUGGUUCUGAGGACGGUACAAUCUUUGUCCGGGAUGCGCAAACGGGCAAUCUCAUAUAUGACCCUAUCAGGGGGCAUGAAAGUGUGGUGACGUCAGUGUGUUUUUCGCCCAAUGGCAAGUAUCUCCUCUCAGGGUCGGAUGACCAGACAACACGGAUGUGGGACAGUGGCAACGGCAGUCUCAUACCCAACUCCAUCAAACGCCACCCUCACAAAGUCCUCUGCACGGCAUUCUCUCCUGAUGGCAAGCAUAUCGCAUGUGGCUUGGAUAGCAAUAAGUGUCCGAUUGUUGUUUACGACGCAUCUACUGGCGAGUCUCUCCCUUUUAUAUUCGAUGCUCAUCAGUCCUCGGCCUGUUCAAUCACCUUUUCGCCAAACAGCAACCACCUGCUCACUGGCCAUGUAUCCCGUGAUCUGUGCGUCUUGAAUCUACAUGACGGCACCGCCGCACACUCCCUACCUAAAAUACACGAUACGACAAUCACAUCCAUUAGGUUUUCGCCACUCGGAGACAAACUCGUCACUACCUCUGGCGAUGGGUGCGUAUAUAUAUGGGAUGUAGAGAACGGCUACUCCAACCCUUGCCUACUUGGCACACACGACGAUCGGGUCCACUCCGCUGCGUUCUCACCCGACGGCACACGAGUCGCAUCAUGCUCAGACGAUCGCACCGUCAAGAUGUGGAAUGCACUUCAUUCGACAUCCUCUCACACGCGGAAAUGGAAGACGCCAACCGAUGUUGUCUAUUCGGUUGCAAUCUCGCCUGAUGGGUCACGCAUCGCAGCAGGGGGUCUCGACAAAGCGAUCUAUAUGUUCAACGCACACGACGGCACUCCCGCUCUCGAGCCACUUGUUGCACACGUCGAGCGGAUCCUCUCGGUGGCGUUCUCGCCCGACGGCAGGUACCUUGUUUCUGGCGGUGCUGACAAUGCCAUCUGUCUGUGGGAUAGCACAACCGGCAAGCUGCUAUUCGCCCCGCUUCGGGGGCGUAGGGGAUGGAUUCAGUCGGUCUCGUUCUCCCCCGAUAGCAGGCGCAUGGUUUCUGCCUCUCAUGACGGGACGGUAGAAAUGUGGAACGUGGAUGAUGGGACUCUGGUGCCUAGCGACCUGAUCGGAAGACUCGAGUACGAGGUCUACUCAGUGGCAUUCUCGCCCGACGGCGAACGCAUUGCUUUCGGCUGUAGGGGUGGGAAGAUCCGUAUAUGGGAAUCGCAGAAGCUUACACUGGUGUUCAAUCUGCCUGUGUCGCAGUACCAAUACAAGGGUAUCAAUUCGCUAAAAUUUUCGUCUGAUGGCAGAUUCAUUGUUUCCCAUUCAUUUCCCGGUGGUAUCCGCGUGUUCGACUCGCACAGUUGCGACUUUGUUCUAGGUCCUCUCGAUGAAUUCUCUGAUCGUAGACGCUCAGCUGUGUUCUCGCCUGACGGCAAUUACAUCGUAUCAGGCUCGUCUGGGGGAAGCAUUCGAAUAUGGAGGGUGGAAGGUUGGGCCCCUGCAUAUGAGCCACUCGAGGGUCACCAAGACUUGGUCUGCUCCCUAGCAUAUUCGCCUGACGGUGCAUACAUCGUCUCAGCCUCACAAGACUCGACGAUCCGAGUAUGGAAGGCACCAGGAAGACGUGCCAUCUCCAGCUCAUCCCAAUAUGACUCUUCGACUUCAGAUCAGAGAGAGCCACAUGCUGCGAUUGCUGGUGGAAUGACGAUCGGUGACGAUGGGUGGGCACGAAACCGCGACUCACAGCUACUGUUCUGGGUUCCGUUCGGUCUGCAAGAACACCUCCCGCACCCCGAGAACUUGUAUAUCAUUGAACCUGAAGGUAUAAUGCGAGUGGACUAUAGCCAGCCCCUGUUGCUUGCUGCCAAGUUUACAUACGUGGCGGAGGGAAACGCCGGGUGCCUUGCAAUUGGGUCACGGUCGGCGCUUCCUGUGUUGCGAGCCCUCAAAAAGAGCGAGGCCGCGAAUGACGAUCGUAACGUUCACGCCCACAUUGUUCUCAUAGGAAGCUUGGAUCAGGUACUAAAAUCAGCGUUUCAACCCGCACUCACGCGACUCAUCCUUCUUGCGGCUCUGGCCGAGGUGGCUCUUGGAGUUCACCAUCAAGACUUUAAAUCGUGUUCACAGUCUGGGUUCUGUCGUCGCGGACGUGCUAUUGCGAAACGUGCCGACGACGUUGGUGGGAAAUGGACAUCUCCCUAUGCUAUCGAUACCACCAAUCUGAGGAUAUCUCCUGACCGAAGCAAAAUCACUAUGCCUGUCAAAUCUUCCAUCCAUCCUGACAUCAAAUUCCAGCUCAGCGUUAUCGUCCACGAGGAUGGCACGGCGCGUGUCCGAAUGGACGAGGUUGACGGACUGAGGAAGCGCUACGACGGUGCUGCCGACUGGGCACUGGCCAGCACUCCCGAGGCACGUGGUGUUGACUGGAAACCUGUCGAUGGCGGUAUCGAGGGACGGUGGGACGGAUUGUUACUAUGUGUCACAUAUGAGCCCUUGCUCAUCGAGCUUAUUCGCGAUGGGCGCGUCGAAGUGUCGGUUAAUGGGCGUGGCCUUUUGCAUAUGGAGCACUUCAGGAACAAGCACCAGGCCGAGCAUAAUACCAACAAAGCUUACACUCAGCAUGCUCAGGGUGAGCAGAAGGUUAUAGAGGAACCCAAGCCCAAGGUCAACGCCUGGUUCGAGGGCGAGACAGAAGAUGGCUACUGGGAGGAACGAUUCAAGUCAUGGACGGAUUCCAAGCCCAAAGGUCCCGAGUCCUUCUCUCUCGAUAUUACAUUCCCCACCCACGCCCAGGUCUACGGUAUACCUCAGCACGCUGCUCCACUGUCUCUUCCUACCACCACUGGCGAGGGAUCUUUCUUCAACGACCCAUACCGCUUAUAUAACUUGGAUGUAUUCGAACACGAGGCUUCCUCCACUAUGCCGCUCUACGGCGCCAUUCCCCUCCUUCAUGCGCACAGCGAACACAGCACCGUAGGCGUUUUCCUUGCCGUUGCUUCCGAAACAUGGAUCGAUAUUUCACGCACACCCGACGCAGCUGGUACCCGCACACACUGGAUUGCCGAGUCUGGCAUCAUCGAUCUUUUUAUUCUUCCUGGCCCUAGCACCCAAGACAUCUUCUCGCAAUACGCCCGCUUGACCGGUAACCCUGUGCUCCCCGCUCUCUGGUCGCUGGGCUAUCACCAAUGCCGAUGGACUUAUGUUUCUUCGGAUGAUGUACGCAGUGUACAGAAGAGGUUCGACGAGGAAGAUAUGCCUCUCGACGUACUCUGGCUGGAUAUCGAGUACGCAAAGGAUCGUAUGUACUUUAUGUGGGGCGAACACGCGUUCCCGGACCCGAUUCAAAUGACCAAGGACGUUAUGGCUAUUGGACGCAAGGCAAGUAUUCUUCCUUUGGCCACUUUGUACACUGCUGCCAGAGAACUCGAUGUGCUCGUCAAACGUCCAGGCGGAAAAGACGAAUUCGAGGGACGGUGUUGGUCCGGAUCAAGUGCUUGGGUUGACUUUCUGCAUCCUGCUAGCUGGGACUGGUGGAAGAACCUGUACAAAUUCGACAAGCCGGCCGUGGAAGGCGAGGAGAAGGCUGUCGACUGGGUUUGGAGGGCUAGUUCUGAGGGUAUGCAUAUUUGGAAUGACAUGAACGAGCCAUCUGUUUUCGACGGUCCAGAGAUUACGAUGCAAAAGGAUAAUGUGCAUUACGGCGGAUGGGAACACCGUGAUGUUCAUAAUAUCAAUGGAAUGCUCUACCAUAACAUUACUGCUCAAGCCGUCAAGGAAAGACAAUCUCCGGCCAAGCGUCCUUUUGUACUCACUCGCUCGUUCUUUGCUGGGUCACAACGUCAUGGAGCAAUGUGGACCGGUGAUAACAUGGGUACUUGGGAGCACAUGGCCGUUGGUAUCAGGAUGGUGCUUACGAGCAAUAUUGCUGGAAUGAGCUUUGCGGGAGCUGAUGUCGGAGGAUACUUUGGUAACCCUCCUCCCGAGAUGCUGGUGCGAUGGUACCAAGUUGGCGCAUUUACACCAUUCUUCCGUGCCCAUGCCCACCUGGACACGAAGCGUCGAGAACCUUACCUCUUGGCGGACCCGUACAAGAGCAUAGUUCGCGAUGUCUUGCGCUUACGUUAUACGCUUUUACCUGUCUGGUACACGGCAUUCAGAGAGACCAGUGUUACCGGUAUGCCGGUCUUGAGACCCCAUUACGUCGUCUUCCCCAAGGAUAAACAGGGGUUCGCUAUUGACGACCAGUAUUAUAUCGGAAACUCGGGACUUUUGGUCAAGCCUAUCACUGCACCUGGGGUUGACAAAACAAGUGUGUACUUUGCGGGAGCUCAGCCUCAUUACGACUACCAAACCUACGAGGUCUACCAGGGCUCUGAGCGUGGUAGGAACGUGAUCGUACCUGCUCCUCUUGGAAAGAUCCCACUCUUCGUCCAAGCCGGACAUGUCAUACCCACACGCCAACGUCCACGCCGUUCGUCCCCGCUGAUGAAGAACGACCCGUUCACACUCCUUAUGGCGCUCGAUAACCAAGGGUCAGCGGGAGGCGACCUAUACCUGGACGACGGAGAAAGCUACGACCACGAGACCGGGUCCCUGAUUUGGCGCCAGUUCUUUGCUCAGAUGGCCGACGGCGGGCUGGUGAUUGCCGGAGACGACCUCGUGAACGAGAACCUCGACCGAACGGUCGAUCAAACGGCGCUGGAGCAAUACAACCCGGAGAACGCGUUUGCAAAGAGCAUCGCUCAAGUUCGCGUCGAGCGGAUUAUCAUUCUCGGUAGCAAGAAGCCCAAGGCGGUGCUUAAAGAUCGUCUCCCGCUCGAAUUCACCUACGAGGCCGGUGUCACCUUUGACCAAAACAAGGACGGUCGUGCGAGUGUGUUGACUAUCAAGAACCCCGGGGCGUUUAUUGUUAAGACUUGGGGUGUGUAUGUUCAAUACUAA
Messenger RNA from Rhizoctonia solani, 8085 nucleotides. RefSeq names its product glycoside hydrolase family 31 protein. Lineage: Eukaryota; Fungi; Basidiomycota; Agaricomycetes; Cantharellales; Ceratobasidiaceae. Gene Ontology annotation, molecular function: carbohydrate binding; alpha-glucosidase activity; protein binding. Gene Ontology annotation, cellular component: glucosidase II complex. The transcript has 17 exons. Gene Ontology annotation, biological process: N-glycan processing; carbohydrate metabolic process. The record is from RefSeq and is a predicted model, not a curated record. The coding region runs from base 1 to 8085 and encodes 2694 amino acids.